ACGCACGCGCACACGGCUGUCAGGCGUGUCAGAGAAGCGCUCGAGCCGCUGUGAGUUGAGAGCCAGCGCGCGCGCUGUAGUCGGUGUGUUACCGUCAGCGGGACCGGACAGACUUGUGCGCGUUAGUUGGUGUCGGUUGGCUGCUUGGUGCGGUUGCUUUUUUGUUUGUUUCCUGGCUUCUGUUUAAAAUGCGGUUCUGACAGAAGCCGGGCUGCGGGCGCCGCCGGCUCCUCCUGACCGAAAAAUGAAGCGUCUCUGUCGGAGGCUGGCGGUGGCCGUGGCGGUGCUGGUGUGGCUGGGCGCGCUGGUUUACCUGCUGGUGCUGAGCCGGAGGAAGCUGCCGGAGCUCGGUACCGGAGCAGGAGCAGGGGGAGGAGGAGGAGGAGUAGCAGCAGGAGGCGGAGAGACAGCGUACAACCAGAUCUCUGAUGCGGAGUGGGAAGACAUGUUGGAGGGCUUUGAUGAGCGCGGUUACCUGAACGCUCGGCGCUGGAAGCCCGGCGACGACCCGUACACCCUGUACGCCUUCAACCAGAGAGAGAGCGAACGCAUCCCCAGCAACCGCGCCCUGAGAGACACACGACACUACAGGUGCACCACUCUUCAUUAUGACUCUGAUCUUCCUCCAACCUCCAUCAUCAUCACCUUCCACAACGAGGCCAGAUCCACGCUGCUGCGCACCAUCAGGAGCGUUUUGAACAGAACUCCAGUUCACCUCAUCCAUGAGAUCAUUCUGGUGGACGACUUCAGUGACGACGAAAGCGACUGCCAGCUUCUCACCAAACUGCCCAAAGUCAAAUGUGUCCGCAACAACAAGAGAGAAGGUCUGAUCAGGUCCAGAGUGCGGGGGGCCGACGCUGCGAGGGCCAGCGUGCUCACCUUCCUGGACAGCCACUGCGAGGUCAACAAGGACUGGCUGCCCCCCCUGCUGCAGAGGAUCAAACAGGACCCAACCCGUGUGGUCAGCCCGGUCAUUGACAUCAUCAACAUGGACACUUUUGCCUACGUGGCAGCCUCCGCUGAUCUCCGAGGAGGUUUUGACUGGAGUCUUCAUUUCAAAUGGGAGCAGCUGUCACCUGAACAGAGAGCUCGACGGACCGACCCGACCCAGCCAAUCAAGACUCCAAUCAUCGCGGGCGGACUCUUUGUGAUUGACAGGUCCUGGUUCAAUCACCUCGGCAAAUACGACACUGCCAUGGACAUCUGGGGUGGGGAGAACUUCGAGAUCUCGUUCCGGGUGUGGCAGUGUGGCGGCAGCCUGGAGAUCCUCCCCUGCAGCAGAGUCGGCCACGUCUUCAGGAAGAAACACCCGUACAUCUUUCCUGAGGGGAACGCCAACACCUACAUCAAGAACACACGUCGCACAGCUGAGGUGUGGAUGGAUGAUUUCCGUCUCUUCUACUAUUCAGCUCGCCCAGCAGCACGGGGGAAAUCAUACGGAGAUAUCCAAGGCAGAGUGGAACUCCGCAAGAAGCUCAAGUGCAAAUCCUUUAAGUGGUACUUGGACAACGUCUACCCAGAGCUUAAGGUCCCAGACGACUCUGACUCUCAGUCCGGGGUGAUCAAACAGCGGCAGAACUGUCUGGAGUCUCGCAGGGUCGAGGGCCAGGAGCUUCCCGUCCUCACACUGGGUCCAUGCAUAGGAACAGAGGGGGUCCCCGCUAUCAACCAGGAGUGGGUGUACACUCACGGGCAGCAGAUCCGACAGCAGCAGCACUGUCUGUCUUUGUCCACCACCUUCCCUGCCUCCCAGGUCCUCCUGCUGCCCUGCAACAUGGCCGACGGCAAGCAGCGGUGGCAGAAGUCGGGGACUCACUUGGAGCACCUGGUGUCUCGGUUCUGCCUGGACUCGGAGAUGGCUCUGGACGGGAUGGACUCAGCUCGAAUGCUGGUCAUCAGCCCCUGUGAACUGAGCGCGUACACACAAAGGUGGGAGGUCCCCUUCUCCUGACCUCUAACCCUGUGACCUGUCACCUCCCCCCAAAGAAUAAGAAAUAAAAACCUGCCCCGUCACCCGUUCACAGCCUCAGAGACCCGGGCAGAGAGCUGCUGUGACACAGUGAAGAUGCAUGAGCACGUCGUGUGGAGCUGCGCUGAGAGCAGCCCGACGCUUCUAAAGACUUUCAGACGUGAGAAGAAACAUUGCUAAAGGAAGAGACGCAUCGGAAACGUCCGAUUAAACGUUUGAGGCUGUUUGGAGUCGAACCAAGUGCACCUUAAAACCCGGCCUGUCCAAGAUUUGAGCUGGACACAAACUUUUGCUUGAGGAAAAAAAAAAAUAUCAAAGAAUGUGUCUUGUAAUCUUUUGCAAUGAAAGUGUCUGUUUUCAAGAAUGUGGGAAUUAAAACCAAGCACAACCCGAGCUUCUACUUUACUUGGUGAAACAUUGCUGUCUUUACUGUAGUAGAAACAUCCAGGAUGGUCGAGAUCCAGCCAGGAACUCUCCAGAUCAAAGCUUCUUAGAAACAGACACGUUGUUUUUUUUGCAUGAACAGAAUCUGUUUUGUCUCUAAAGUUCAAGACUCGUUACCUAUGACUUGAUAAAAAGCACAUAAUCCUGAUUUACACUGAGUUUGAACCCAGCUGACCAACCUCUGACCUGUCACGGUAAAAAACACAAAUCUGAACAUUUCAUUCUGCAGUCAAACCUCCCGAUCACUCUGCACCAAACAAAGAUCCAGUCUUUGCUCUGAUUCCUUCUGUAAAGCUCUUAAAAUGAUCUGAAGUUUGCAAAGGGCAUCAGACAUUUAGUUUGCUGUACGUUGAUUAUACAAGCUUUUAUUUUCCCGUAAAACUUUUGACUAUACUUCAUACUUGACUAGCAACUGAUCGCAGAAGAAGAAGGGUGUAUAUAUUAAUAGUUUGUGAGGAGCCCGGAGUUUUGUAGAUUUGUAGAAACACAGACAGAAAAGGGCUACAGCUGCACACAGAGACGCUCAGCAUGUUUGCAGCACGUCUCCAGUCCAAUAAGUCCAACAAUCCAGUCGGAUGUUUUGGGGGUGGAUCAGCUGCUUCACACUGCACGCCCUGUGAAGAGCUGCCGUGCAUGUGAGAGUUCUGGUUGUUCUUCUUCGUCCACGUUCACUUCAAACUCAGUCAGUCCAUCAGCCUCGUGACGCUUGCUGGCAUCUUUCAUGUUUCUAUUGCAGGUUUGGAGGAUUCACACAUUCUGUUGUUUCUGAGCACCUUGACAGGACACACACACACAGGACACACACACAGGACACACACACACAGGACACACACACA
Larimichthys crocea (large yellow croaker) is the source of this 3249-nucleotide messenger RNA. It is a transcript of the gene galnt14, whose product is annotated as UDP-N-acetyl-alpha-D-galactosamine:polypeptide N-acetylgalactosaminyltransferase 14 (GalNAc-T14). The transcript is spliced from 15 exons. The record is from RefSeq and is a predicted model, not a curated record. Gene Ontology annotation, biological process: protein O-linked glycosylation. Gene Ontology annotation, molecular function: polypeptide N-acetylgalactosaminyltransferase activity. Bases 245 to 1951 code for a protein of 568 amino acids. NCBI's taxonomy places the organism in Eukaryota, Metazoa, Chordata, Actinopteri, Sciaenidae. Gene Ontology annotation, cellular component: Golgi apparatus.